Sinocyclocheilus grahami is the source of this 1296-nucleotide messenger RNA. RefSeq names its product cyclic AMP-responsive element-binding protein 3-like protein 3-A. Gene Ontology annotation, molecular function: RNA polymerase II cis-regulatory region sequence-specific DNA binding; DNA-binding transcription factor activity, RNA polymerase II-specific. Lineage: Eukaryota; Metazoa; Chordata; Actinopteri; Cypriniformes; Cyprinidae. Gene Ontology annotation, cellular component: nucleus. The transcript has 8 exons. Gene Ontology annotation, biological process: regulation of transcription by RNA polymerase II. The record is from RefSeq and is a predicted model, not a curated record. Bases 161 to 1093 code for a protein of 310 amino acids.
UUAUCAGCAGUUUCAACUUUGCCCUAGAACAGAGAACACAUUCAGGAACACAAAUGUUCAGAGAACAGCACCAAACUGACAUACUCAGGUUUUCUCUCUGGAUUUUAAUCAUUUUCUUCUGUUUGCUUGUAUUUCUGUUGGUGAUUCUAGUGCCUGGAACAUGGCACAUCUCUCAGACAAGGGUUACUCUGGGACUGAACUCCUAGACCUGCUCCUCGAGCCCCAUAUGGACCCUCACAUGGACAGCAAAGGUGACCAUGGCAACCCAGCAUGGUCAAUCACAGAUCAAAGCAUUCUGUGUCAUGGUGAAGACGGUGUUGUUGAUAACUUCUUGGACUCCCUGUUGCAAGCGUCAGAUGGUGUGUCGCAGCCCUGCUCUCCUCUGUGGGUCUCCUCACCCUCUGACAGCGGAAUCAGUGACGACACCCCGUCUGACCACCUGGACAGCCCGCCGCCGUCCGUCAGCCCGCUUUUCAACUCCAUCUUCCUCCCUCAGCAUCCUCAUCUUCUCCCUCAGCAUCUUCAGCAGCAGGACGCACCUGUCGCAAACACAGAGCCUGAUGUCUCCAUUGAUCUGGAAGAUUGGGAGGCCUGUCUGUUCUCUGAUGGUCUGACAGACUCUCAGUGCAUGUCAGCAGUGCAGAGAACUCAACCAGCCACCGUUAACCAGCUCACCGUAAAAGACCUGCUGCUUUCCAACAUCGGAGAAGUGUCGAAACCCUCUACCCAGCAAUCCCAGCAGGAACUGAUUCUUAAUGAAGAUGAGAAGAAACUUUUAACCAAGGAAGGAGUCAGUCUUCCCAGCCAACUUCCUCUUAACAAGUAUGAAGAAAAGAUUUUGAAGAAGAUUCGUAGGAAAAUCCGGAACAAGCAGUCGGCACAGGAGAGCCGCAAGAAAAAGAAAGAAUAUGUAGAUGGACUGGAGGGAAGAAUGGCUGCCUGCAGCGCUCAGAAUCAGGAAUUACAGAGGAAAGUCUUCCAGCUGGAGAAAACCAACACGUCUCUGAUGGAGCAGUUACGCUGGCUGCAGUCUCUGGUGAUGAAUGGCUCCAGUAAACCGGCUCAGACGGGAACCUGCAUCCUGGUAAGAUGACAGCGCAGGAGGAGGAGCCUAAGAAAGGGAAAGAAAUUAAGGAAGGAAGGAAGAAAGGAAGCUCUAUGCUUUGAAGGAAUCCGCUCCAGGCAUUUUUACAACUGAAGCACAAUCAAAGUCAAGCUUCAAACAUGAACACUGAACAUUUCCAGAAGAGGUAGCAAAAGGAGGAAAGUAAAUGGUCGGUGACACAUAAGCCAGAG